AUGGCGCCAAAGAACCAUGUGGCAAGUCUCCAGCAUAAAGCUACUUGUCCAAUCUGUGUGGAGUAUUUCAUGGAACCCGUCACUCUGCAAUGUGGGCACAAUCUCAGCCAUGCCUGCACCAAGGAUCAAACUUCUAUUUGUUUAGUUUGCCAUCUGUCAGGGACUCACAGGGCUCACACUGUGGUUUCCAUAGAGGAGGCUGCUUGGAGUACAAGGCUCUCUGCCGUCUGCACUGGAGACAAGAAGAGGAGCACUCAGACUGGUGAAUGUGACACGGCUCAUCCCCAGCUCAUCCUGUCUGAGGAUUGGAAAAGUGUGAGGUGGGGACACACAUGGCAGAAUCUGCCCGGCACUCCUGAGAGAUUUGAAUCUGAGUCCUGUGUGUUGGGCUGUGAGGGAUUCACCUUGGAGAGACAUUCCUGGGAGGUGGAAGUGAAAGUGAAGGAUGGGGGACAUUGGGCUGUGGGUGUAGCCAGAGAGUCUGUGAGGAGGAAGGGAUGGAUCAACCUUAACCCUAAGGAGGGGAUCUGGGCUGUGGAGUGUUGUUGGGGUUGGUACCAGGCUCUCACCUCCCCUGUGACCCCCCCCCCGCCCCUGAGGUGGGUCCCCAGCAGGAUCCAGGUUUGUUUGAACUGUGAACAGAGGCAGGUGACAUUUUUCGAUGCUGGUAACGAGGUUCUGAUCUUCACUUUCCCUCUGGGUUCUGUCCCUGGGGAGAGAAUCCACCCCUGGCUCUGGGUGGGGGGAUCCCAGCUCAGACUCUGUCCCUGA
This is a messenger RNA of Terrapene triunguis (Three-toed box turtle), 771 nucleotides long. Its product is annotated as E3 ubiquitin-protein ligase TRIM21-like. The transcript is spliced from 4 exons. Gene Ontology annotation, molecular function: protein binding. Lineage: Eukaryota; Metazoa; Chordata; Testudines; Emydidae. The record is from RefSeq and is a predicted model, not a curated record. Bases 1 to 771 code for a protein of 256 amino acids.